Condylura cristata (star-nosed mole) is the source of this 372-nucleotide messenger RNA. RefSeq names its product chromosome unknown open reading frame, human C10orf105. The record is from RefSeq and is a predicted model, not a curated record. Lineage: Eukaryota; Metazoa; Chordata; Mammalia; Eulipotyphla; Talpidae. The coding region runs from base 1 to 372 and encodes 123 amino acids. The transcript has a single exon.
AUGAGCACAGAGGGCCCCAGCCCCCUUGCUUUCCUCACAGCUCCAGCGAGUCCAGGGAGCCCCUCCGAGAUGACGGGCCACCUGCCCAUGCUCGUCGCCCUGGCCUGCAUCUUCCUACUGCUGGCCACCUGCCUGCUGUUCAUGACGCUCUGCAAGCCGGCAGCACUGGACCCGAGCCGCCAGCAGGCUCGUGAGUGCAUGCCCCACCACCCCGGGAGCCCCAGCGAGCCCCAGCUCCGGCUCUGGAAGCGUCUGGGCUCCCUGCGCCGCUCCCUGCACAGCUUCCGCAGGGGCUGGUCAGCCCCUCGACGCCCCCUGCCAAGCCGCAAAGACAGCCAGGACUGUGAGUGCACAGAAUCCACCAAAAUGUGA